This is a messenger RNA of Magnolia sinica, 1390 nucleotides long. Its product is annotated as small ribosomal subunit protein bS1c. Lineage: Eukaryota; Viridiplantae; Streptophyta; Magnoliopsida; Magnoliales; Magnoliaceae. The coding region runs from base 57 to 1292 and encodes 411 amino acids. Gene Ontology annotation, biological process: translation. Gene Ontology annotation, molecular function: structural constituent of ribosome; mRNA binding. The transcript is spliced from 7 exons. The record is from RefSeq and is a predicted model, not a curated record. Gene Ontology annotation, cellular component: chloroplast stroma.
CCCUCUCCCUUAUCCGACCCCCACAGCGAAGAUCUCUCUCUCUCUCCUCUGUAAAAAUGGCUUCUUUGGUCCAGCAGUUCUCGGGUCUCAGGUGCCCGCCUCUGUCCUCCUCUCAUCUGUUGAAACCCACCUCCUCUUCAAAGUCCAGAAGAGCCUCCUUCUCAACCACAAUCGUCUCUGCAGUUGCCAUCUCCAAUGCCCAGACCCGAGAGCGCCAGAAGCUCAAGGAUAUGUUCGAAGAAGCCUACGAGCGCUGCCGCACCGCCCCCAUGGAAGGCGUCUCCUUCACUGUCGAGGAUUUCCACUCCGCCAUCGAAAAGUACGACUUCGAUUCCGAAAUUGGAACCAAGGUCAAAGGAACAGUCUUUAAUACAGAUAUGAACGGAGCACUGGUUGACAUUACAGCAAAGUCUUCUGCAUUCUUACCCGUCCAGGAAGCAUGCAUUCAUAAAAUUAAGCAUGUACAAGAAGUAGGGAUAGUUCCGGGUUUCCAAGAAGAGUUUGUAAUUAUUGGCGAAAACGAAGCUGAUGAUAGCUUGAUUUUGAGCCUGCGGUCAAUCCAGUAUGACCUUGCAUGGGAAAGGUGUAGACAGCUCCAGGCUGAGGAUGUUGUCGUCAAGGGCAAGGUUGUCGGGGCAAACAAAGGAGGAGUGGUGGCCAUUGUGGAGGGACUUCGUGGGUUUGUUCCGUUUUCACAGAUAUCAACGAAAUCGACUGCAGAAGAACUCCUCGAUAAGGAGUUCCCACUGAAAUUUGUAGAGGUCAAUGAAGAAAACUCUAGGCUUGUUCUUAGUAACCGCAAGGCCAUGGCAGACAGUCAAGCUCAGCUUGGAAUUGGGUCAGUUGUCACCGGAACCGUUCAGAGCCUUAAACCAUAUGGUGCCUUUAUUGACAUUGGCGGAAUCAAUGGCCUACUCCAUGUUAGCCAGAUUAGCCACGAUCGUGUUGCCGACAUCGGGACUGUCCUACAGCCUGGUGACACUCUCAAGGUGAUGAUACUGAGCCAUGAUCGCGAGAGAGGCCGUGUGAGUCUCUCUACCAAGAAACUAGAGCCCACGCCGGGUGAUAUGAUCCGGAACCCAAAGCUUGUGUUUGAGAAGGCGGACGAGAUGGCUCAGACUUUCAGGCAGAGAAUAGCUCAAGCGGAAGCAAUGGCCCGUGCUGACAUGCUGAGAUUUCAGCCAGAGAGCGGAUUGACUCUCAGCUCAGAGGGUAUCUUAGGUCCACUUACACAGGACCUGCCUGCCGAUGGUCUAGAUUUAAGUGAUGUCCCUGCAGCUGAAGACACGUAAACAUAACAUAUGCUGUCAAGGUAUAUUAGAUUGGUUCUUGUAAUUUAGUUCUCUUGCAUGCAAAGGAAGCCUGUGAAGGUGUUACAUAGAUUGGUUUC